Jaminaea rosea is the source of this 842-nucleotide messenger RNA. Its product is annotated as putative glyoxylase I. The record is from RefSeq and is a predicted model, not a curated record. Bases 233 to 682 code for a protein of 149 amino acids. The transcript has 5 exons. Gene Ontology annotation, molecular function: lactoylglutathione lyase activity; metal ion binding. Lineage: Eukaryota; Fungi; Basidiomycota; Exobasidiomycetes; Microstromatales.
CUCACAGAGUGUCAUCAGGUUGUCCUGCUGACUCCUGGAACGCUCCGCGGUCCGAACGCCGGCGGCUCCUCUGUGCGUCCUGCAGUCGUGCGACAGCCAAGUCGCUCGCUCGACCUCCACCUACCCUGGAGUAGAUUUGCCCGCGGCCAUCUGGGAUACAAGAAGCCGCGCUGAUCAAUUCAAUCUUCGUCUCGUUACGAACAACAACAACCCACAGAAAAACUCAGCAAGAAUGGCACCCGCAGAGACCAAGGGCUACAGGCUUAACCACACCAUGAUCCGUGUCAAGGAUCCCGAGAAGUCGCUCAAGUUCUACCGUGACAUCCUCGGCAUGGACCUCAUCGACGAGCACGACGCCGAUGACUUCAAGCUCUUCUUCCUCGCCUUCCCGGACAGCCCCAGCGCAAAUGCUCAGAGCCGCGCUCAUCGCGAGGGAAUCCUUGAGCUGACCUGGAACAAGGGAACCGAGAAACAGAGCGACUUCUCUUACCACAAUGGUAAUGACGAGCCUCAGGGCUUCGGCCACACCUGCAUCAGCGUGCCCAACCUUCAGGAGGCUUGCGACAGGCUCGAGAAGCUUGGAGUGGAGUUCAAGAAGAGGCCGCAGGAUGGAAAGAUGAGGAAGAUCGCGUUUGCCUACGACCCUGACCGUUAUUGGGUCGAGAUUAUCUCGACUGAGUGACAGAUGUCGUUGAAGCUUUGAGGAUGCGGUGAUUAUGGCACAGGUUCGCCGGAGGAACGCGACGACUGCGGCGCGAUUCUUUCACAGCACGGCUUAGCGAAUCAAUCAAGCACCUCCAUGUCGCUGCGAUAGGUCCGACUCAAUGCAUUCAAUUUUUGUG